This is a messenger RNA of Didymodactylos carnosus, 984 nucleotides long. Lineage: Eukaryota; Metazoa; Rotifera; Eurotatoria; Philodinida; Philodinidae. The record is from the annotation of a GenBank genome assembly.
AUGACAGUGUCAAUUGAUGAAAUAAACCCCUACAUUAUGCAACAAACAAAUGGUCAAUUAAGCUUGAACGAAGGUGAUGUGCCCAACACUCAACUAAAGGGUCAAUUAAGCUUGAACGAAGGUGAUGUGCCCAACACUCAACUAAAGGGUCAAUUAAGCUUGAACGAAGAUGUGAUUAUUCAUGAUUUAAUUUCACCUACAACUCUAUACAUUCAAUCCUCAGAGGGAAUACUAGCAGUUUCAAACGACUAUGUGCUUAUGAACGAAUGUACCAAAAGACGUAAUCGACUUAUUAUAUUAGACGCAGAUCUAAAUCUUAAAACAUUGAGGCCUCUAAGAAAAACCACAAUCUUAGAGGCUACGCAUUGUGGUCAUAACCGGUUUUUAUUACUUAGUGAAACACAAGUAUUUAUAAUAGAUGCGAAAAAUAUGAGCUCAAUGGAAGUUAUUAAAGAAAUUAUCCCUUAUGAGCCAUCAAAAGUGUUUAAAUCAUGUUGUACAUACGGCAAUGAUAACUUACUAUAUUUAUGCUAUGCGGCAUGGGGCACAGAAGUUGAACGCUGGAAAAAGCAAUCUGAUUGGGAAUUAGUCAAGCGAUACGUGCCAGUAAAUGAUACUGAAUAUAUUAGUAACAUUAAGGUGAAUGACAACGAUGUAUUAGCCAUGACAAUAUAUAAUUCUAUUACUGAUCAAUGGCGUUUAGAAAUAUGUGUGGCGGAGACUCUAAGCAAAUUGAAAGCAACAGCAUUGCCAACAAGUCAAUGUGAUUAUUCUUUAUCAUUAGUUAAUUAUAACCGAUGGUUAAUAUACAAUGGAUGUUCGAAUAAUCUAUUGUUAGUGGAUCAAAGUGGAACGAAACAAAAUAUUAGCUAUAUAAAACCGAUAAAAAAUGUUGCACUAUUCAGACGCAACAAUUUAAUAUUACGCACAGCGGAAAAACUACUCAUACUUAUAAUAGCAGAUGAAGAAAUAGGAAAAAGCUAA